This is a messenger RNA of Anolis sagrei ordinatus, 2215 nucleotides long. NCBI's taxonomy places the organism in Eukaryota, Metazoa, Chordata, Lepidosauria, Squamata, Anolidae. The record is from RefSeq and is a predicted model, not a curated record.
CCCGCUCGGACUAUUCUCUCCUGAUUUCCACGCGUGGAUUGGGAAAGAGAGAGAGCGAAAGAAGGCAAGCGGAUUGAUUGACCUCCCUUCUUCUUCUUCCCUUCGCCAAUGGCCAUUUUCUUACUUCUGGGUUUGUGGAUGGUUUCCAUUUGGAAUUGGAUCCAACUGGGGGAAAGGAGGAGAUAAUUCCCCGGAGGCGCCUGAGAGCAAGGUGUUCUCUGCCAAGCCACAAGGAGGAGCCUGAAGCCAGACAUGAGAAGGCUGGAUUAAUCUCACGGAGAGCCUAGAGUGAGAUCUCUCUUUUCCCCCCUCUUGUUAUGUCCAAGAUCUGCACUUUACCUGGCCAUUACUUUGAGUUCCAAAGGACCAGGGACCUAGGAUGAGGAGGAGCGCUGGAUAUUCCUUGAACCUGCUUUUGUUAUUGCCACUUUUCUUUGUGUGGACGGCAGUGGCCCUGGACUUGGGGCAAUCUUCAUGCACAACAUUGGUCCAGGGCAAAUUCUUUGGGUAUUUCUCCUCGUUUGCUGUCUUCCCAUUGAACGCUUCCCGUUGCUCUUGGAUUAUCCAGAAUCCUGACCCAAGGAGAUAUACUUUGUACAUGAAGGUCUUGAAGCCCGCCGGGGUGUGUGACCACCAGCUGAUACGCACAUACCAGUUUGACUCGUUCUUGGAGUCAACACGGACGUACCUGGGCAUGGAGAGCUUCGAUGAUGUGCUGAACCUUUGUGACAGCUCCACCCGAUAUGCCUUCCUCCAGUCCAACAAGCAAUUCCUCCAGAUGAAACAGAUGGGGUCUCCCUUAGAAAGUGGCCCUGUCCGGUGGAAGCCCUUCAAAGUUCAGGAGAGAGAUUUCUCUGUGGAAUACCUGGUGGUGGGCAACCGAAGUCCAAGCAAAGCUGCCUGUCAGAUGUUGUGCAAAUGGCUGGAUACUUGUUUAACCACCAGCAGCAGCUCCCACCCAUGUGGCAUCAUGCAAACACCAUGUUCCUGCUCCAACGGGGAGGCAUUGGAUCAGCCCAGCGAGAUCCUUGGGAUAACCAAAAAGAAGGAUGGUUGUUUUAAGGGUGGGAUUUACCUGGAGAACUGCUUGAGCAGCCCCAAAGACAGCAGCGGGCUGGAUUUACUGGGUGGAUGGAACCCUUGGUCGAUGUGGGGAGAAUGCACUAGGGACUGUGGGGGAGGCCUCCAGACCCGAACCCGGACCUGUCAACCCCUUCCUGAAGAUGGCCUCAUCUGCGAAGGAGUCUUAGAAGAAGGGAGACUCUGCAACCGGAAAGCUUGUAACCCGAAUGGACAUUACAAUUCCCGGAGCCAAUCCCUGAGGUCCACCGACAACCGGAAGCGGGAUGAUACGGAUGAGUUCCAACAGUAUGGGUAUCCUGCUCCGCAAAUAGGUGAUCCAGCUGCUGAGGAGUGGUCUCCCUGGAGUGUGUGUUCAACCACCUGCGGGGAGGGCUGGCAGACCCGGACACGAUUCUGUGUCUCGUAUUCCUACAGCACCCAAUGCAGUGGACCCCUUCGAGAGCAACGGCAAUGCAACAACUCAGCUGUCUGUCCAGUACAUGGGGCAUGGGAUGAGUGGUCACCAUGGAGCUUGUGUUCAUCAACCUGUGGACGAGGAUACAGGGACCGCACUCGGACCUGCAAACCUCCUCAGUUUGGUGGAAAUCCUUGUGAGGGACCUGAGAAGCAAACCAAGUUCUGUAAUAUUGCACUUUGCCCAGUGGACGGCAACUGGAACGAGUGGUCCAGUUGGAGCUCCUGUUCCACCAGUUGCUCCAACGGGACCCAGCAGCGGACGAGAGAGUGCAAUGGACCAUCCUAUGGGGGAGCCGAGUGCCAAGGACACUGGGUGGAGACACGAGACUGCUUCCUUCGACAAUGCCCAGUGGAUGGAAAGUGGCAGGUAUGGGGUCCGUGGGGAAGCUGUACUGCCACGUGUGGAGGUGGGACACAGAAGCGGGAUCGGUCAUGCUACGGUCCUUUCUUUGGAGGAAGCGUGUGCCAAGGCACCAGAGAGGAGUUCAAGCAGUGCAACGAGAAAAGAUGUCCAGAGCCCCAUGAAAUCUGUGAUGAAGAUAGCUUUGCUUCUGUGAUCUGGAAGGAGACCCCUGCUGGAGAUGCUGCAGCCGUCCGAUGUCCCCGUAAUGCCACAGGUGCUGUCUUCACUGGACAUCUAAGCUUGGAAGAGGUGCCAGGAGAGCAGCUGGCCUAA